Brachypodium distachyon (stiff brome) is the source of this 1031-nucleotide messenger RNA. RefSeq names its product antimicrobial peptides. NCBI's taxonomy places the organism in Eukaryota, Viridiplantae, Streptophyta, Magnoliopsida, Poales, Poaceae. Bases 68 to 676 code for a protein of 202 amino acids. Gene Ontology annotation, biological process: defense response to fungus. The transcript has a single exon. The record is from RefSeq and is a predicted model, not a curated record.
AUCUUCAUCUCAUACUACGUACUCCGUUAUCAACUUAUCCCUUCUGUUGCUAGCUAGCUACGCAGCCAUGGGUGUCGGCAAUGGUAAUAAGGGUGGUGUAGCCGUGGUGUGGUGGUGUCUCCUCAUUCUUGCAGGGCUCUUAUUCCUGGCCGUGGCCGCGGCCUCCACGGAGGCGGAGGCGGAGUCCGGCGGGCGGGGGAUCGUCAACACGAAGGAGGACCGGCGGUGGUGCAAGAAGGACUGCGAGUGGAAGAAGCAGCAGUGCUUGCACAGCUGCAAGCAACAACAACAACAACAAAAGGCCGGCGGAGACGCCCCAACCCCCAAUGAAUUAGACAACCGUGAAUGCGAGCAUGAACACUGCGAGCGCUACCAGGAUCCGAAGGAGCGGGAACGGUGCUGGUAUCAGUGCUUCCCGCCUUACCCCGACGUCGCUGCCGACGACGAGGAGGAAGAGGAACAUCACGGCGGCCAGGGACACGGUGGAGGAGGCCGGUGCCAGAAGGAGUGCAAGCAGCGGUACGGCUACGGGGACGAGAGGCAGCAGCAGUGUCUGAGGGACUGCGAGGAGGGUCCCGGCGGCGGCGGCAAGCACGGUGGCAGGGGCGGCGCCGGUGGACGCGGUCGGGAGGGCGACGAGGCGGCCCAUGACGAGUGGGGGACGGAGGCGGUGUAAGUGCGGGCCGGCCCAGUCGAUCCAGCUAGCUAGGCCGCGGAAUAACGUACUGGCCUACGUGCCGCUUAGCUCGUGCAUGCAUGCAUGUACUAGUACGGAGUACUUGAUUUAACGUAUCCAUACGGUCUACGUGUUGUGUAUACGUACGCUACGGAGUGGUAUACGUGACAGGUGCACGUACGUACGACGUAUAUGCGUGCAUGUGUACGUGUAGAGAGGAAUAAAUCGCGCGCAAAGGUAUUACCCAGCCUAUUUGGUGUGUCGCUGUACUUUUGUUACUGUUCGCUCCAUCAAGAUUGGUAGUACAAAAGUUAUCAAAAUCCCUGUCAAAAAAAAAUGUUGGUACAAAAUUUUU